AUGACUGAUUGGGACACCUUUCUUCGAUCUAAAGAGUCGCAGUUGAAGCCGGCUUCGGAAUUUCUUCAAGCUCCAAUCAGACGAAAUGAGUUUGUCGCCCUUUUGUCACAUCAGAGUGAGUUCUUUUAUUUUUUUUUUUGAGCUUUUUAGUUAUAAAAUUUUGUUUUGUAUUGAAUUUACAUUUGAGUUAAAACAAACCUAACAUUGCUUCUUUAUCUAAAGUUUAACUCAAUCCUUUAUUUUAGAAGCGCUCUGCUUUGGUCAGUCACCUCUUGACAAUGGGCGAUCUCUUCGUUUGAUGGAAUGCGAGGUUUGUAAAGUUGAAAUCUUUUAUGCGGAGUUUAGAAAUGCCAUCGACUGGUUAAACAUGUUGCUUUCGCUCAUCAUAUGAAGCGAAGACAUGCUGUCGAAACCCAUGCUUCGGCUUCCGGAGAUGAGUCUCAAUCGUUCUUGCUUUCGCCCCCUAGACAUCGGACGUUAUCUUAUGUAUCCGAACGAAAGAAUGAGUUGUUGUUGGUGUUGAAACGCGCAAAGGCCGAGCUGGAUUCUGCAGACGAAGCUUCUACAUCUGUGCGUUUGUUUUCCACGGUCAUCUUUUUUUGCCUUUCGUUUUUAUACACCCUCUUUUUAGGACGAAUUGAAGACUCAGGGUGUUGAGAGUCCGUUGAAGUCUGGUGAUGAAAACACGAAGGAUCUUACAAAAUUGGCAUCUAUGAUUGACACUAAGAUCUCUGAUAUACGAUCAUAUUCGAGAGAAAGGAGAUCAACCAAGCCCAGAAUGUUACAUCCUAAACCUGCCCGAAUAUCAGAUCCCGAUUGUGUUGCAUUGAGGACAAGAAGACAUCUGAAAGAGAUAGAAGUAUUUGAACAUCCUAAGCUUGAAGGUAUUAAUACCGACGAAGAAGAUUCAAACAGAAAACAACAAGAAGACAUUUCCAUGAUCAAAAUGGAAUACGGGGGAGAGAGGCCGAGCUCGUGCAACGCCGAUGAAUGCGGAUACAACGCAGACAUGGAUGUCAAGCAUGAUGAACUUCCAGUCCAAUCGAGCUUCCUCCAAGGUAUAUUAAAAAUUAUAAUUUUUUUAUUUAAUAGAUCAAAUCGCAUCGAAGAGUUUUGUCUUUCAGAGUUGAUGAAUCAGCCUUCAGAACCCCUAUCGGUCACUCCAUCUCCCCCUCCUCCUAAACCAAUUUCGAGUUGUAUGACACGGCAUUCUACUCCAACCCUGAAUAUGCCUCCGGUAAACAACAUUGUCCGGGUGAUACGACCAGUCCAGAAGCCUGUGUCUGUUACAUAUCUUCGAUCAGACAGGUCGUUUAGUCAAAAUAAUCGGCAAUCUCCGUCAACAUCGAUGGAUAUCGUGGAACUUCCCCCUCGAUCUCCAGAUAUGCCUCAUCUAGAAAGAGAGGAUGUUGUGCUCAGAAACGAAGGACUCCCUGGCCCCAGUUCUAGGAGCGACGUGGUGACUCAUCGACAACCGUCGGUGUAUCAUAUAAAAGAAAAGAAUGAACCUCGACGGAUACACAAGCAAAGUCUCCCUGACUUCCAACCAUACACAAAUGAAUACGUAGAUUACAUUACUAAUGUCAACCAUAUAAGUUAUGCCCAAUCAGAUGUGUGGAAACAAAACGGGCAGAAAGCAAAGAACAUAAGACUUGUGCCGGUGGGGAAUGCAACAAAAAUAAAUCGACCCGAUUAUGUGAAUGGGAGGUCUAUGGACACGUCAAGGAAAUAUUAUUUGAAACCAGUUGGAAACCCCGGAAACUAUUACAAGCAGCAACAACCCCGACCGUCCGGGCAUUACCAUGUUCCGCAUCAACCAGUCCAGCAACAACAUUACAUUCACAAUCAGCCUUUGCCUCAAGUCAGGCCGAAAAUGAAUCGAGUGUUUGUGUUCCAUGGGCAGAAGCAAAAUGAGUCAGACUACUUUUAUCCUCAAAGCCAUCCGAUGUCUGGACGAAGAUCAAGUAGUUUCGAAUCCGGCCUUCCAAUGGAAAGUUCCGAUUUGAUAACAAUAUCAGAUGAUUCGGACUCUGGGAUUGGCAGGACGCCGUUGACAGACUCCGGAAUUACACCUCCUUCGGAUUCUGAAGACACGAAUGGAAGUAGUGUUGAGAAUGGGAAUUGUAAGUAGCUGGAAUACUAUUUAUUCGUACCUUUAGCCAACAUACUUCACAAUUCGACGACGAAGUUCUUCAUGAAUCAACGUUUUGUGAUGAUCCCUCCGAAUUUCGCAGAAGGGCAGCCAUUCCGGCAACCCCAACCACCGGUUCGUCGUUAA
Messenger RNA from Bursaphelenchus xylophilus (pine wood nematode), 2278 nucleotides. The record is from the annotation of a GenBank genome assembly. NCBI's taxonomy places the organism in Eukaryota, Metazoa, Nematoda, Chromadorea, Rhabditida, Aphelenchoididae.